Molecule: messenger RNA, 757 nt
Organism: Cynoglossus semilaevis (tongue sole)
Lineage: Eukaryota; Metazoa; Chordata; Actinopteri; Pleuronectiformes; Cynoglossidae
Gene: cdnf
Product: cerebral dopamine neurotrophic factor
Exons: 4
Coding region: 87-596 (169 amino acids)
Biological process (GO): dopaminergic neuron differentiation; neuron projection development
Cellular component (GO): endoplasmic reticulum
Source: RefSeq, a predicted model, not a curated record
ACCCCUGGUCCACAGCUGACUCCGUUUUUGUUUUUUGUUUUUUUGGCUGGGACUCCAGUAGCUAAUAAUAAACCACAAACGCCAUCAUGUCGGCGUUGCCUCUCGUGAUUCUGCUGUUUUUCAGAGCGAUUGAUUUGUCUUCCUCUGGCGACUGUGAAGUGUGUGAGAGUUUUCUCCGUAGGCUGUACGACAGCCUGAACGUGGCCCACACUGAUCUGACCCCUGCCCUGGUGGAGGAGGAGCUGGAGCGGAGCUGCACGGUGGCCCAGGGCAAAGAGGCCCGGCUGUGCUACUACCUGGGAGCCAGCAGUGACGCAGCAACACGGGUCACAGCCUCCGUGUCCAGACCGCUGGCCUCCCACGUCCCCGUGGAGAAGAUCUGUCAGCGGCUCAGCAGCAGAGACACUCAGAUCUGUCAGCUCAGAUACGAGCCUCGGCUGAAGGACCUGAGCAGCGAGUCACUGCAGAAGCUGAGGGUGUUGGAGCUGAGGAACAUCUUAGCCUCGUGGGGUGAAGAGUGUCGCGGCUGCCUGGAGAAACACGAGUUCGUCAGCCUCAUCCAGCGGAAGGCAUCACAGCACGGGGGCGCUGUUUGACUCUGAAUGACUUCAGUCACUGCAGGCUCGAGUAUGAACGAGUGAAGGGGUGACAGGAGGGGGUCGUCGGUGACGUCAUUGAGUCCGUGGCAUCAGAAAAAAAAGUUUUUAUUUUGUUCUCUGUAUACAUGUUAAUAAAGUCAUUAUUUACAUCCACUUUA